Molecule: messenger RNA, 927 nt
Organism: Eimeria mitis
Lineage: Eukaryota; Apicomplexa; Conoidasida; Eucoccidiorida; Eimeriidae
Exons: 6
Coding region: 1-927 (308 amino acids)
Source: RefSeq, a predicted model, not a curated record
AUGCGGCGAAGAGAAGGCGGGGACUGGUGUGUUGCAUGCAGCAAGUUUGCCCCCAGCAAGCCCGAGCAGCAGCAGCAGCAGCAGCAGCAGCAGCAGCAGCAGCAGCAGCAGCAGCAGCAAAAGAAACAACAGCAGAAGGAAGAGGAAGAGACUGAUAACAGCAGCAGUGAUGGAUCGCCUCACGUAAAACCAAAACCAGCGUUUGAGUUGAGGGGCUCCUUCGGGCUGCAGGCGUCGCCAGAGGAGAAGCUGGCUGCAUGCAGUGCAGCAAUAAAGAGAGAGGGAGCAGCAGCAGCAGAAGCACUGAAGAAGCAGCUGCAGCAGCAGCAACAGCAGCAGCUGCAGCUGCAGCAGCAGCAGCAGCAGCAAGAUGAAAGCCGGGGCACCACAACUGCUGCCACUUCCUCCACUCCGUCUGAGGAGCUGAUAAGCUGGAGGAGCAAGGUCCUCGGCAGGAAGCGGCAGACAGAGCAGCAGGAGCAGCAGGAGCAGCAGCAGCAGGCCAAGCAGCAGCAGCAGCAGCAGCAGCAGCAAACCAAGCAGCAGCAGAAGUUUCAGAACAGGAAAGAGCUGCUGCACCAAUCACAAGCCCUCCUCCUACAGCGGAUCCACAGAUACAACGGGCUGCUGCAGGCGGACGCCGAAUGUGUAGAAAGGGAUCGACAUUUGCUGCUGGCGCUGCGGGAUGCUCUGGAGGCCCUCAAGCAACAGCUGCAGCAGCAGAAGCCGCAGCAAGAGCUGAAACAGCAACAGCAGCAGCAAGUUGCUGCUGCUGUCCAGCAGCAGCAGCAGCAGCAGCAGCAACAGGGAAGCCAGCAGCCGCAGGAGGAGAAACAGCAACUGCAGCAGCAGCAAGAGCAACUGCAGCAGCAGCUGCAGCAGCAGCUGCAGCAGCAGCAGCAGCGGGCCCAUCAGUGGUCUAGCUGA